Danio aesculapii is the source of this 1056-nucleotide messenger RNA. Its product is annotated as CD209 antigen-like protein C. The record is from RefSeq and is a predicted model, not a curated record. The transcript is spliced from 5 exons. The coding region runs from base 96 to 1007 and encodes 303 amino acids. Lineage: Eukaryota; Metazoa; Chordata; Actinopteri; Cypriniformes; Danionidae.
GUGAUACGAGAAGCAAUGAGCAGAGCCGAAGCACACAAAGAACAUUAAGCAUUGGCACGGAAUAGGCUAAUAGUGAUGGACUGUUAAAAGACAAAAUGCCUGAUACUUAUGAAGCUGCUGAAUCUACUGGAACAGAUGGAGAGCGAGUGGAGAUGAUGGGGAAUAUCUAUGAGAGUGCAGAUUGUGUAAAAGAUCUUGAUUUUAAAACAAGCAAGCAACAACCCCUUCAGCAAACAGGUAGUGAUUGUGUGAAGAAUAGAUACUCAAGAGCAUCUCUAGUGCGUUUGGUGCUGCUGUGUUUUCUUCUGAUGACUGCAGUCAUAAUGUUAAGUGUCUACAUCUAUACAAACAGCACAAACUUUACCAACCUCACAGAAGAGAGAGACCAGCUACUAAUCAACAUAACCAUCCUCACAGAAGAGAAAGCCAAGCUACUAACCACACUAACCAACCUCAAAGAAGAGAAAGAUCAGCAACUUAAAAUGAUGACAAUAGAGAAAAAUCAAUUAGUGAACCAGAACAAAAACCUUUUAAAUGAAGUCAAGCAAUUCUUGUCCAAGAAUGAGGAUCUAGUGAAACAAACAGCGCAGUUACAGAAGGAGAAAAAUGACCUGGAGAAGCAUCUUCGUGAACAGGAUAGCUGGUUUUACUACCAGUCCAAUUUCUACUUCAUUUCCUCUGAGGAGAAGAACUGGAAUGAGAGUAGAAGAUACUGUAGAGACAGAGGAGCAGAUCUGAUCAUCAUAGACAACAGAGAAGAACAAGAUCUUGUUAAAAAAUUGUCUGGGGGUUUUACGGCCUGGAUUGGUCUGACUGACAGUGAAGACAGAUGGAAAUGGGUUGAUGGCACCAACAUGACCACUGGUUUCAGGUUCUGGAAUCAUGGCGAGCCAAAUGGACAAGGAAGAGGGAACUGUGUUGCGUCUCGUUCUUCAGGAUGGGCUGAUUAUCCAUGUUUUUAUCCUUUUCCUUGGAUCUGUGAGAAAAGCACUUUAAAAUGUCAAUAAAUCACAUUUUUGCUUUUUCACGUAAAUACAAUUUCACAAACAUACUGAC